Penicillium manginii is the source of this 1638-nucleotide messenger RNA. RefSeq names its product origin of replication complex subunit 5 family protein. Gene Ontology annotation, cellular component: nucleus; nuclear origin of replication recognition complex. Lineage: Eukaryota; Fungi; Ascomycota; Eurotiomycetes; Eurotiales; Aspergillaceae. Gene Ontology annotation, molecular function: DNA replication origin binding. Gene Ontology annotation, biological process: DNA replication; DNA replication initiation. The record is from RefSeq and is a predicted model, not a curated record. Bases 1 to 1638 code for a protein of 545 amino acids. The transcript is spliced from 3 exons.
AUGCAGCCAGUCGAUGUUGCGCGCUCGUUGAGAGCUCAAUGGCCAUGCCGAGAAGUUCAGGCGCAACAGCUUGCUACCUUGUUCAAUGUAUGUGCUGUUAAUAUCCCCACGAGCAAUACGUCGUUUGUGCCUCAUCUUCCUAGCCCACCGACCUUGGUUGUCCAUGGCAUUUCUGCAACUUGCAAAUCCACAAUUAUCCGCGGAGUUCUAUCUACACUCGAAGUACCGCACGCCGUUGUCCGAAGCAGCGAGUGUAUCACUGGGCGACAUCUUCUUACCAAGAUUCUCUGGAACACCCUCGAGGCUCUGGGUCAAAAGGAUGAAUGGGAGAAAUUUGGAAAGGGACGAUGCGAGCAUGUCAGUACACUCGCAGUGUUGCUGGAAGAGUGCCUUGCAACGCGAACUCCGGAAAAACGAGGGAAAUUUGUACUAGUUCUGGACGAGAUUGAUAGGCAAAGAGAGGCACCGCACACUCUACUGUCGGCAUUGGCGCGACUUGGAGAAAUUGUCCCCUCGCUCUGUGUUGUUCUGGUCCUCAGCUCGACUCCUCGACCUAUGUUCCUUCAAAAUACAGCAGUUCCGCAUAUCAGCUUCCCUCCGUACACACGCAAAGAGGCCAUUGAUAUCCUUCUGGCCUCCCCAAUACCCACCGUGGAAGGCUUACCCGAUGAAUCAUCAUAUCAAAUUUACCCUCAUUUUGUCUCUACCGUCUAUGAUACUCUGAUUGGGCCAACCGUUGGCUCCAUUCCAACGUUCCGAUCCAUCUGCCAGCGACUGUGGCCACAAUUUGUGGCUCCCAUUAUCCAGGGCGAGGCAGCACCUGGCGGAGGCACGGAUUGGGACUUUGCACGACUAGUAGUGAAGAACAGAGUGCUUUUCCGCCACCAAGGAGAAUCGGCUCUGGUGCAUCGAAUUGUCCCAGGGGAAUCUGCCGCCUCGAGCAAAACCAACCGCACGCCAUAUGCACCCAAAGCAGUCUCUUCGGCCCUGCCUCACUUGCCAUAUUUCUCUACCUUGAUCUUGACUUCGGCGUACCUGGCAUCUCAUACUCCGCAACGACUGGACACGAUCUUUUUCUCAAAAUUCUCUUCCUCGUCACUAUCUGCUCGCAAUAAACGCGCUCACCACCGGCGUCGUCUGAAGGUUCUUUCACAAGCCCAGGCAGAGGAGCGACAAGCAGCCAAUGAUCCCUCAACGCCAAACAAAAAGGGCAGGCGAUCGAAGACCCGAAUUACAAAGUCCACCCUCUCCUCGGCGUUUGCAACGUCCUCGGCCACCACUUCAGCAAUUGGUGGCGGCGGAGGAAUCACCGGCCCAUCCACCAUCCUAACAGCCCGGCCAUUCCCAUUAGAACGCCUCCUGGCCGUCUACCAUGCCGUUGAUCCGAACCCACCAGCUAAUCCAAUCCACACCCCCGCAGUCUCGGACCAGAUCUAUGCCGAACUAGCUACAUUGCGUCGGCUGCGUUUAGUGGUUCCAGCUUCGGGUCACCAUGGCGGGGCCACUAUGGGCAGUGGCAAUACGAGCGCGGAUGCAGGAGAGAAGUGGUGCGUCAAUGUAUCGGGUGACUGGAUCGGCGAGUUGGCCAAGGGGAUCGGUGUUGAAGUUGGAGAAUGGCUGGCCGGUGGAUUGGACUAG